AUGGCUGAAGCUCUACAACAUCAACCUCACGUUGAUGAGAAUGCUGGAUCUCGUAGUUUGGCGACUUUUCAGAGGGAGAAUCCUCCUACUUUCAAGGGUGAAGAGAUCACUUGGACUGUUUUCCGAAGAGAACUUUUGGGAAAGUACUACUCUGAGGAUGUCCCUGGGAAGGAGAUUGAAUUUCUCAAGCUGAAGCAUGGAAACUUGUCAGUUACGGAGUAUGCUGCGAAGUUUGUGGAACUGGCUAAGUUUUAUCCUCACUAUAGCAAGGCAACUUUUGAGUUUUUAAAGUGCAUCAAAUUUGAAAGCAAUUUGCACCCUGAGAUCAAGAAGGCUAUCGGAUACCAGAAGAUUCGUAACUUUCCAAACUUGGUAGAUAGUUGCAGAAUCUAUCAAGAAGAUAAUAAUGCUCGUUAUAAUAUUUUUAGUGAGAAGAGGGGUAAGCACCAACAUAAUCAUGGUAAGCCUUAUGAUGCUCCAGCUGCUAAAGGUAAACAGGAAGUCGUUGAGGGUCAGACAACUAGUGGACGAGACGCUCCUGCGGUGUUCUGUGUUUCAAAGUGGGAAACCUGGUCACAAGAUGGCGAAGAGGGUUAUAUUAGUAGUCAGUGUCAGAAAUCGAAAAAGGCACAAGCUGGUGGGGAAGUGUUCGCUUUGGCAAGGACCCAGACAACUACGAAGGACGGACUAAUCAGAGGUGCGUGUUUCAUUAAUAGUACUUCUUUAAUUACUAUUAUUGAUAUUGGUGAUACUCAUUGUUUUAUUAUUGCCGAUUGUGCGGAAAAGUUCGAUCUUUUGUUGUCUUCUAUGAAUGGAGAAAUGGUCGUCGAUACUCCAGCUAAGGGAUCUGUGACUACUUCUCUAGUGUUUUUGAAGUGUCCCAUUUUGAUUUUCAACAGAGACUUUGCUGUUGAUUUAGUUUGUUUGCUGCUACAUGGGUUGGAUGUGAUCUUGAGUAUGAACUGGUUGGAAUAUAACUAUGUUCAUAUUAAUUGCUAUAAUAAGUCUAUGCAGUUUUCUACUCCGGAUGAGGAGGAGGAAACUGGUUUGUUGUCUGCUAAACAAUUGCAGAAAUUGAUGCAAGAAGAGGCUCGUGUAUUUUUCGUUGUUGGCAUCGUUAUCUGUUGA
This is a messenger RNA of Vicia villosa (hairy vetch), 1128 nucleotides long. RefSeq lists its product as uncharacterized. The record is from RefSeq and is a predicted model, not a curated record. The transcript has 3 exons. The coding region runs from base 1 to 1128 and encodes 375 amino acids. NCBI's taxonomy places the organism in Eukaryota, Viridiplantae, Streptophyta, Magnoliopsida, Fabales, Fabaceae.